Abrus precatorius (Indian licorice) is the source of this 1058-nucleotide messenger RNA. Its product is annotated as BAG family molecular chaperone regulator 2-like. The record is from RefSeq and is a predicted model, not a curated record. Gene Ontology annotation, molecular function: adenyl-nucleotide exchange factor activity; protein-folding chaperone binding. Lineage: Eukaryota; Viridiplantae; Streptophyta; Magnoliopsida; Fabales; Fabaceae. The coding region runs from base 109 to 858 and encodes 249 amino acids. The transcript has 4 exons. Gene Ontology annotation, biological process: protein stabilization. Gene Ontology annotation, cellular component: cytoplasm.
CAGAGGAUACACCGGUUUUCGUCAUGACUUAGAUAUUUUCCCUCAUUUUCCCGAGAAAAACCACUCUCCAUUGUGCUUUUUUUCCCCCCCGGGAAAACCGAGUUCAAAAUGAUGAGAAAGAAACUGAACGCGAGAGAGAGUUCAUCGUCGUCUUCAACGGUGAGAGAAGAAGAAACCGAAUGGGAAAUGAGACCAGGAGGAAUGUUAGUGCAGAAAAGGACCGUGAAAACGGAUGCUCCAACCCCCAAUUUGCGCCUCCGAAUCGCGUACGGUGCUCUCCGUUACGAGAUCUGCGUGAGUUCAAUGGCCACUUUCGGGGAAGUGAAGAAGGUUCUGAGUGGGGAAACAGGGCUACAGGUGGAUGAACAGAGAUUGGUGUUCAGAGGAAAAGAACGAGAAAAUGGAGAAUACUUGGACAUGUGUGGAGUCAAAGACAGGUCAAAAUUGGUGCUAAUCCAAGACCCUUCCAGCAUUGAACGACGCUUCAUUCAGAUGCGUAUUAACGCCAAGAUCCAGAAUGCACAUCGCGCAAUCAACAAUGUUGCCGUUGAACUUGACCAGCUCGCAGAACAGGUCUCUGCAAUUGAGAAGUCUAUUUCCAACGGAGUCAAAGUACCAGAAGUUCAAAUCACAACACUAAUUGAGAUGCUUAUGAGACAAGCAAUCAAAUUAGAAAGCAUUUCAGCAGAAGAUGCUUCUACGCAGAAAAAUUUGCAGGGAAAGAGGGUGCAAAAAUGUGUAGAAACCCUGGAUCAACUCAAGGUAUCUAAUGCAAGAAUAAAACCUGUUGUUGUUACAACCAAGUGGGAGACCUUUGAUCAUUCUCCAUCAUCGACCAAGUGGGAAUUAUUCGAUUGAAUUAGCUCCUCCGACCCACCCCCUAAUCUUUUUCAAUUUUUCCCUUCUUUACUCCAAUUUCUUCUCCUUUGUCUAUACGUACUUAGCUUCUUAUUUCGGAACUCAUUCAAUAAGGCUUGCUAUGAUACUAAUAACUAAAAUUUUGCCCAAAAUACAUGUACCUCUUCAAAUGGCAAUUGAAAUAGAAGUCGGAAAUGUUU